UAAUCAGCUGCAUCGCCUGCCUGGCAACUCGUCAAAACAACCCACAACAUUUUCUGAAGAUUCGGCGGCGCAGCACGCGUGGUAAUUCGACAGAACAAUCAUUACAGAUGCAAACAUCCGGAGGGCAAGAUCAUCUUUGUAUUAAUCCUGAGAUUUACUGCAAAAAGAUUCAAGGAACAUCAGUCAGAAGUAACUCUUCAGCCUCAGUUCUCCCCCAGAGAAAAUACCAAAGACACCUUAGCAUAGCGAUGGCAACUUCUCUUGGAGCAAGAAAACCCACGUCGAUCCAGCGACCCAAACGCUGGUCUGAGGAGGUGGAAGAGGCAUACAGACUUCAGCUGGCUGGGUACAGAGAUGCUUUGGAGUACCAUUCAGUCAAAGGCGAGAUCGACAGAUGGCCCAAGUCAGGCUACAUCAAGAAGCUCCAACGCAAGGACGGCAACUAUUACUACUACAACAGGAGCAGAGAAUGUGCAGAUAAAGAUGUCAAUAAGAUUAAGCUGUACGGUUACUAGAUGUCAUAUCACAACGGCUGGCCGUUUUGCAUUGACAUCACCCAACGAACUCUUUCAACUUACUUGUGCUACCACCUCUAAAUGUGUAUGAACUUCACUGUUAACUUAAAAUGCCAAAUUUAUUUCCUUUUUUUUUUGCCGUGGGAUUUUUGUCACAACGUUGGUGCUUUCUCCAGAUGAGAACAAUUCCUUUCAGUGUUUAAUUCUUUCAUGCCUACCAUUUUAGGAAUUUUUGAGACAUUUUAGCAUUUAAUUUAUUCUCGGUUUUAAGCAUGUGGGGUUAAAGAACGACUUCCUAAUAUUCAAAAUGGAAUAAGGAUUCGGGUUAAUUUUGGUCAACCCUAAAAUCGUACAAGAACUACAUACACUAAGUGGCUAAAGAAAUAAUAUGAUUCACUAAACAAAAGGAAGACAUUGUGCAUUCAUUGAUCUGCCACGAGAAUUUUAAGCAGUUAAGGUAAUUAUUUUUCACCUUAUUUUAGAGGGAACAAAUUCUUCGUAGAUUAAGAGAAUGAGAACCAGAAGUUACACAAAUAAGCUGGAAUUUAUUCCAAUGCAAACUGAUGUCCCACCUUUAAAUUAUCAGUCUUGAUGUAUUGUAAUUUUAUAACUGAAAUCUUUUUCUGUAAGUGGUAAGGUGUACAAAUUUUACAUGCAAACAUUUCCACGUUUUGUAUACAAAAUUCCAAAUUGCGAUCCCACCGUAUUUUUUUAAAAAUUAUGUUAAGGUUCUUGUAUGGUGCACGUAAAAGAUUUUUUGUUAAACUUUUAUUUACUUACUGUGUUUAGACCAUAAUGAAGUAUACUACAUAGGGUAACGAGAAAAAUACACAAUUGAUAUACAUGUACAUUGUACAGUGUAUUUUAAAGUUUAGUGCCAAAGACCGCAACUUGCAUUUUAUAGAAAUUUCGUAAUUUGUUUUGCCCCGGAAAACCCCAACAAAUCCUGAGAUUGUUUGUGUCCGUUGCGCAAGCCGUAAAAUGUCUUUUCGGACAAGUGAUUGCAUUCGACAUGUAGCACUUGUAUAGAAGGGGAUAGAUAUGUUAGCUUUUUAUAAGGAAAACAAUUUAAUGUCAGGCUAAAUGCAUCACAAAACACACUUUAAGAAAUAUAGUUUCUGUUUAGAUGAUUGGUAUUCUUUAGUGUUUACUUGUCAACCGUAUAGAAUUGCACAGCUUUUUUUGUACUUUUUUAUUUAUGUAGUCUGUGAGGUGUGUAUAAACUGCUGAUAUUUUGUAAAUAAAAAAUUCUAUUAAUGUGUUUCUGCAA
Molecule: messenger RNA, 1785 nt
Organism: Patiria miniata (bat star)
Lineage: Eukaryota; Metazoa; Echinodermata; Asteroidea; Valvatida; Asterinidae
Product: meiosis expressed gene 1 protein homolog
Exons: 4
Coding region: 108-515 (135 amino acids)
Cellular component (GO): nucleus
Source: RefSeq, a predicted model, not a curated record